This is a messenger RNA of Cyprinodon tularosa, 1311 nucleotides long. Its product is annotated as acidic leucine-rich nuclear phosphoprotein 32 family member E-like. The coding region runs from base 47 to 601 and encodes 184 amino acids. The transcript is spliced from 3 exons. The record is from RefSeq and is a predicted model, not a curated record. Lineage: Eukaryota; Metazoa; Chordata; Actinopteri; Cyprinodontiformes; Cyprinodontidae.
UGAAGAUUGAAGUUGCUGCAGUCUGUGCUUUGCUGACCCGCCAAAGAUGAACAUCGGAUCGGAAGACGACAACUUGUUGGGGAAUCAUCCGGAAGCUUCAGACGCCCCGCUUCCAUCUGAUCCUGCCCCGGAGCCCCGGGUCCAGACGGAGGAUCAGGUUCAUUUCCAUUAUUUUAAUAUUACCAUAGAGCUGUACUCUACUGAUGAUGAGGAUGAUUUUACUGAUGAAGAUGAGGAGGGGGAGGUAGACGUCGAAGCGGUACAGGAGGUUGAGUAUGAAGAGGAUGAGGAUGUCAGCUCUUUUUCUGGGGAGUCUCUUGAGGUGUCUAGUGAGUUCUCUGGGUAUGAUACCGUGACCUCUGAGGAAGAAGACGAUGAAGACGAUGUCCUCCUUUCACUACGCCUUCGGUUCACCCAGAGGAAUCCCCCCAACUGCAGACCCCCAUCGAACCAAGAGCAGCCAGAGGAAUCCCCGGAAGGCCAAGAAGACCACCCACCUGGAGGGACCGGCUCUGUCUCCAGGAGAAGGACGAGAGAGGAAGAUGAUGAAGAGGAGCCGUCUGGGAAGAGGCCUUGUCGUAGAAGAGAAGCUGAGGAUUAAGCAGAAGAACCAAACCCUUCCCAUCUUCCUUUGGAUCAUCUUCCGGGAAAAUCUAGAUGUACUUGAUGACAAUUGGAGGUGGAAAGGCUGAAAGACUGGAAACAGUCACAGAAUGUAGAUAGAAUUUAUUGAUUGUUUUUAUAUCUGGCAGGUCUAGGGAUGCCUUAGGUAGCGACUUGCACCGUGGCUUUUCUUUUCCCCGCUGCUAGAUUUGGUUUUCUAGAUGUUAAGGAGUCUGGCAGGUCUAGGGAUGCCUUAGGUAGCGACUUGCACCGUGGCUUUUCUUUACCCCGCUGCUAGAUUUGGUUUUAAGUUUUAGAUUUUAAGAAUUUGCCUUCAGCACAAACAUCUGAGCAGAGACUGAGGACAUGCUAUCAACUUUAAAUGGUGUGGAACAAGAGAGCUGGUUAAGGCAGAAACAAUCCUAACAUGCUCUACAUCUAAUGUGAAACACGAGACAAUCUCCUAGCAACAAAAGGCAACCCAAACAAUCCAAGGCUUGAUUAAAGAACAGAGAAGAAGAAGAAGAAACACAGAAUGGAAGCAAACGAACAACAAACAGACGAACCACAAGGAGGCAAACCAAGGCAAUAGAUGGACAUCGCUGCUGGGGACGCAUCAAAACCAAUAAGGAGUGAGGCGGCACUGCUUAGGACUAAAAUGCAGGAGGUCAGACUAAAAUCCUAAAGGUCUAAACGUGGAGCUGAGGA